AUGGAGCAUAAUCUAGAACAACUGUACAUGGACAAAAUAAAGGAGGCAGAUGAGUUGAUGGAUUUAUUACGGGAUCUUAGUAAUAUAAAGGGAGUGUCGAAGCUGAAGAAACUUAUCCUUGCAGAAAGAACAUUUCUCCACAAAGUAGCUGCCUCGAAAACAAUACAAGCCAAACAUCUGACAACGACAAACUUAAUUCAUUUCAAAGCUUUAAUUUCUACAGUUUUUGAAUUGGAGAAGUGUGUUGCAGUCUUAGAGCCUUUUACAUUUAAAAUUCAAGGAAACCUUAAACGUAUAGUUGUUGAUAUAGUGAAAGAUGAGGGAAAAGAGUGGGUGAAGGUCACUGCUAGAAAUCCCAAAGGUUUGAUGAUGUCUUGUUUAGGUGACACUAAUUAUGGUAGUCGCACAAUUUUUGAUCAGGCAAAAGAUUUUAUUAAGUGUGCCUCACAAAAUCCAAUUUUUUAUGUUCCUCCUAAAGUCAUUUUUAAAUUUUCUUCAGGGGUUGACUCUGCUCUAGCUACAAAAAUUUCCAACGUGGGUAUUGAAGUUAUUGGUGAUUUGCUUCCUACCACUUAUAAUACUGUUUGUGAUAGUUCAGAUGAAGAAUCUGAGGAAGAAGAAAACUGUGAUUUGGCUGAAUCAACUUCUCAUGUACUAAAAGAUGAUGAUGCCUUAAGAAAACCAAUUUUGAAACUUAAUUUGGAUAUUACUACUUUGAUAGCUUAUGUAUCUGACAUGACUAAUGGAGGUACAUGUGUGAAAUUUAUCCAAGAACCUCUUACUCUUCAAGCUCAAUCUGAAAGGAAGACAAAAGUUAAAGAUAUGUUGAACAAACUUUUUGAAGGCAAAGAGCUUUACUGUUGUGAAACUGCCAUGACAAGAUUCAAGGAAAUCCUUGCAGUUGUUGGAGGUGAAAAUGAAAAAAAGAGAGCAGAACAAUUUCUGCAAAGAAUAACUGUUGUUCCAGAUUGUGUAUCUGAGAGAGUGAAAAACUUAAAGAACAGUGGACAAAUUAAAGACAAACCAAAAAUUGUGUUUGGAACUGGUGACAGCAUGCAAGCUGUCACUGUAUCUGCCAAUUGGGGAUUUUUCUAUUCUGCUCAACAUCAAGGUGUUCAGCUAACUACACAUUUACAUGAGCCUCGGGCCCUAUCAGAACAAGCAAGUAUUCGUAGUCAGCAUUGUCAAGAAGGCAGCUAG
This is a messenger RNA of Gryllus bimaculatus (two-spotted cricket), 1200 nucleotides long. NCBI's taxonomy places the organism in Eukaryota, Metazoa, Arthropoda, Insecta, Orthoptera, Gryllidae. The record is from the annotation of a GenBank genome assembly.